AUGCGGCGGGGAUCAGCGCCGGAGAACGGGGUGGCCGCCAUGUGUAAUUCGAAGAACAAGGUGCAGAGGUUGACAGGAGCAGCAGGCAUCGGACGUUCGAUAAAAAAGGUGACGGCGUCGGGCGGCGGAGAUCGGGGCCACAGUAGGAACCAGUGCGGCAGCCGGAGAAGUCAGGGAGACAUGAAGCGGAGGUUGACGGGGCAGCGGGCGUCGGAUGAAGAAUGUGACGGAGACAAGGUUGACGGCGUCGGGCGGUGGAGAUCGGGGAUGGAAGCUGGAACCAGUGCGGCGGCGGAUGAGUAA
This is a messenger RNA of Striga asiatica, 303 nucleotides long. The record is from the annotation of a GenBank genome assembly. Lineage: Eukaryota; Viridiplantae; Streptophyta; Magnoliopsida; Lamiales; Orobanchaceae.